Molecule: messenger RNA, 861 nt
Organism: Punica granatum (pomegranate)
Lineage: Eukaryota; Viridiplantae; Streptophyta; Magnoliopsida; Myrtales; Lythraceae
Source: RefSeq, a predicted model, not a curated record
AUGGAUUUCAUGGGACCUUUUCCUAGUUCAUUUGGUUUCAACUACAUUUUGCUUGCCGUUGAUUAUGUCUCUAAAUGGGUUGAAGCAAAAGCUACUCGGACUAACGAUGCCAAAGUUGUUGUAGGAUUCUUGAAGUCUAACAUUUUUAGCAGGUUUGAAAUUCCACGAGCCAUCAUAAGCGAUGAAGGAACCCACUUUUGCAAUCGCUCCGUCGAAGCAUUGAUGAAGAAGUAUGGAGUCCAUCACCGUGUAGCCACCACGUACCAUCCUCAAUCCAAUGGCCAAGCCGAGGUGUCCAACCGGGAAGUUAAGAGCAUUUUAGAGAAGACGGUCAACCCAUCAAGGAAGGAUUGGAGUUUGAGAUUGGAUGAUGCGCUUUGGGCCUACAGAACUGCGUAUAAAACUCCAAUAGGUCCUUUCGUGGUUUAUAAUGUGUUAUCUAAUGGGGUUGUUGAAAUUCAAAACUUGGCGACGAACCAAAUUUUCAAGGUGAAUGGACAUCGGUUGAAACCUUUUGUCGAGAAUUUUGCAGUGUCUCUAUUGGAAGAAGAAAACUUGUGCAAGAAAAGAAUUGAAGGCAAUUUGAUGCAUGUUCGGGAUGAAUUGGAGACCAUUGAAGUAUCAAGAUGGAACUUGCAAGGAUACAAGGACUUCUGUUACAAUGGGAGUUUUUUAGAAAAUCUUUUAAGAUAUGUUCAUUAUUUGUUUCCUAUUUUUGAGGGAGAUAUAAAAACCUAUGGAUCAUCUAGGUUUAGGGUCUUUUGGAAGUUUAGUUUUUCUGUGGAGAGAAACUUGGAGAGGAGGCUGGCGGCUGCGGAGUGUUCCUCCAACGAUCAUCAGUUUUCAUGGAUUCUUGUAUAG